AGCAUCUACCGUGUCUCAAAGUAAUCCAGACAGAUAAGUUUACGAUGCUUGAACGGCAGCAGCAACAGCAGCAGGAAAUGGAGGAAGAGGGGACGCAACAGAAGCCGUCGCACUCAACGACAUGUCCGUUCGACGAUUGUACAAUCCUUAUUCCGGAUGAAAAGCUGUUGGAUGGGCAUAUAUUUAUGCACAACGCGCUCACGACCCGGCCUCCCUAUCCAUGUUUUGAGGAGGAAUGCUCCAGCUUCUUCGACACCAAGAGCGGCAUCCUUGCCCACGCCCUCACUCAUAAGAAGUAGGGUUAUAGCAGAACAUGGCUACAAUAGAACAUAAUGUAUAACAGUAGCAAUAC
Molecule: messenger RNA, 352 nt
Organism: Gamsiella multidivaricata
Lineage: Eukaryota; Fungi; Mortierellomycota; Mortierellomycetes; Mortierellales; Mortierellaceae
Exons: 2
Coding region: 45-299 (84 amino acids)
Source: RefSeq, a predicted model, not a curated record